AUGGUGUAUGGUUCUACUCUCCGAAUACCAUCCGAGUUUUUCGUCGAAAACUCUGCCAAUAACAUCGAAACAGAUUUCGUCAUCAAGCUACAAGAGGCCAUGCAGAAUCUUAAACCCAAAGCGACAGCAUGGCACGGUAAACGUGACGUCUUUGUGCAUCGUGAUCUACAAAGCUGCAAGCACGUCUUCAUCCGCGAUGACUCCGCGAGACCGUCGCUAUCGCCCCCUUAUGAUGGCCCAUUUAAGGUGGUACGUCGAAGCAGCAAAUACUUCAAGGUACUCGUCAAAGGUCGGAUGAAAAACGUUUCGAUCGACCGAUUGAAACCAGCAUACACAACUGAUGAGCAACUGCAGCCUAAGAGCAGCCAUCGUCCCGCUGCUGCCUCCACUGAUACAAGCCUACCGGCUAGAGUAACCCGCUCUGGUCGACGAGUCGUCAUUCCUCUUCGCUACCGCUAG
Molecule: messenger RNA, 459 nt
Organism: Topomyia yanbarensis
Lineage: Eukaryota; Metazoa; Arthropoda; Insecta; Diptera; Culicidae
Exons: 1
Coding region: 1-459 (152 amino acids)
Source: RefSeq, a predicted model, not a curated record